Strongylus vulgaris is the source of this 426-nucleotide messenger RNA. The record is from the annotation of a GenBank genome assembly. Lineage: Eukaryota; Metazoa; Nematoda; Chromadorea; Rhabditida; Strongylidae.
CUGCUAAAUUUUCUAUCGAAACAUUUCAAGUACUUUGAAUCUUGCAGCGACAAAUUGGACGAGACAUACGCUUUGCUAGUUGCUGAAAGAGAGCGAAUUUCAGUCACUGAAGAUCAACUCCGUUCACUCCAGGCCUCAGAGGGGAGUGGUUUCAACUUCUCUAUGGUGAACGAGCAGGCUGUUGUGCGAGAAAUGCGAGAGAAGGCAGACUACGCGAAGCUGUUGGAGUCAGAGUUGGAAAAUACACGAAAGAAGCUCGAUGAUGUAACUAAGGACCUGAGGACUCAUGAAGAAAUCAUUAAUGUGUUGAAGGAGGAAGAUAUGGAAGGACGAAGAGUAAUUGCUGAAAAGGAAAGAAAAAUAAACGAGCUAGAAGAAAUGGUCCGUAGCAUGGGUUUGGACCGCUGUGAAGUGAAUCACUGCUGA